Rhagoletis zephyria (snowberry fruit fly) is the source of this 2289-nucleotide messenger RNA. The record is from RefSeq and is a predicted model, not a curated record. NCBI's taxonomy places the organism in Eukaryota, Metazoa, Arthropoda, Insecta, Diptera, Tephritidae.
GUCGAGUUGCGUGAACUUCGGUUGCAGCGCAAUCUGCUGAAACACAUUCGCAAGGGCGUCUUCUACUCGUUGCCCAAUUUACAGGAGAUUGACCUGCAGAUGAACGAGAUCGAGUCGAUUGAGAGUUUGGAAAGUUUGGCCAGCCUGCAGCACAUUAAUCUGCAGGGCAACCGACUGGCCACUUUCAGCGGAAACGUUCUCAGCAGCUUUCCCUCCAGUCUUCGAUAUCUUCAGCUGAGUCACAAUCGCCUGGAGACGCUGCAGAAUGACACCUUUCGCGGACAAACUGACCUCGAGGUGAUCUGGCUGAAUCACAACCGCCUAAAGCGCAUCAGCGUGAACAUCUUCACUGACCAAAUAAACCUGGAGAAGCUGCACCUGGAUAACAAUGAGAUCACCGCCAUUGAGGAGAACGCCUUUGCCUCACUGCGCAAUCUAGUGUACCUCAAUCUGGAGCACAACCAACUGAACCACCUGAACAGUGACAUCUUCAGAGGCCUGGAGAUGCUCACUGAACUGCGCCUGGGAAGCUCGGAGAUAAUCGGCAUUGAGCCAAAUGUAAUGGCCAAUCUCAGCUCCCUGCUCACAGUCCACCUUUCCAACAAUCAGAUCUACACCAUUCGACGGAACAUGUUUGAGGGCGCCCACCGCCUGGAGCAACUUCACCUCGCCAAUGUUAUGGCUGACGAGGUGGAGGCGGACUCAUUUGAGCGUCUGAGCAGCCUGCAGUUGCUGGACAUUAGCGGGAACAGCAUCAACGCCCGACGGAUGAACAGCAUCCGCCUGCCUGCCUCCCUCCGUGAGCUGAACAUCUCUCACAACAACCUCUCCAAUGAGAAGGGCAUCGAGCUGGGGGCAGAGUUCAUCCAACAGGUGAACACCUCUCUGCAAGUGCUCGAUCUCUCCAGUACCCACUUUCGCCUGGUCAACACGGCGUCCUUUUUUGCGCCGCUGAGGCAGUUGCGACAGCUCUAUCUAGAUGCGAAUGAGCUCCCCACGGUGGAGGCGACCUCUUUUCCCGAGCGAAUGACCGCCCUAGAGAUGAUCUCACUAAGUCACAAUCGAUUCGACGCUCUGCCCAACCACUCGCUGAUUGCCAGGUUUGCCCCCAACCUGCAGACACUCUCACUGGCGCACAAUCAGAUCAAGCAGAUACGCGCCAGAGGACUGGCCAAUCUGACCGCUCUCCACCGGCUGGAUCUCUCCUUCAAUCGAAUCAGCGUCAUUGAGUCGCACGCCUUCUCCGGACUGCUCCAGCUGACCAGUCUCGACCUGACGGGCAAUGUGCUUCGCUCUCUGGCGGCCGAUGUCUUCAUCGAGCUGGAACGGGUGCAGCACAUCUCACUGGCCAGCAAUUGGUUGCAGUUUGUGCCAAACAAUCUGCUGAAGGUGACCACCACCUCGGUGGCCUUUGCCAGCUCUCUGCAGACGCUCGACCUGGACCACAAUCCGAUGAUUCGCCUGCGGGAGGACCUCAGCGCCGAGGGCAACUUUGCCAGUCUGCAGACGCUGCACGCCCAGCACGGCAACAUUACCAUUGUCGCGUCGCAUGACUUUGUCGGUUUCUCCUCACUUGUGCGCUUGUACCUGGAGGAUAACCAAAUUCAGACGAUCUCGCCGUCUGCUUUCAGGCCACUGGACAGGUUAGUGGAGCUUGACCUGUCGCGAAACAAACUGGACAACCUACCCGAAGAAAGAUUGGGUGGCCUGCGUCGCCUUGAGGUACUUAACCUCUCCAGCAAUUCGCUCACUGAGCUGCCACACUUUGCGCCUGAUCUAGGCAAUCUGCGCACCAUUGACAUAUCCUUCAAUAAGAUAGCACGCAUCGAGUCAUUUGGCCACCUCUCAGGCAGCGUCUCGGAGAUUUCACUUCGCCACAACAUCAUCAGUUGGAUUGCCAACAAUGCCUUCCAAAAUAUGAGCUCACUCGCCAGACUUGAUCUCAGGCAGAACUUUUUGACGCAAAUUGGUGAGGCCAUUUUUGAAUCGAUUGAGGUCCGACUGCAGAGCAUUCAACUGGCAGGCAAUCCACUGCACUGCGACUGCCGCCUGCUGUCCAUCUACGAGUGGCUGGAGGAGCACUCUCGAGUGGUGAAGCUCUCCGAAGAGGAGGAGAUGGUCUGUGAUCAACCGGAGAAGCUGAAGCACCAGUCAAUUCAGAGUUUGCAACCGAUUGACUUCUGUCCCAUACCGAUGAUCACCUCAUUCGACGUGAUCAAAGUGGAGCCCAGCUCGGUGCGCCUCGGCUGGCAGGUGCAAAAUGAGACACUGGUGGGCGGCNUCAUUUGA